CGUCGGCGGGGCCGGGGCCGCGCCAGUGCGAUAUCGCCGUUUGGCUGAUACGGAAUACCGUCAGCCUUGCCGGUCGUUCGUAUGGCGGUCGGACGAGGACCACCGAGCGCGCUCGUUCUCCGCGUUGAUACGCAUUGUAAAAACGUGGGAUAAAUAAGCGAGAGAAUGGUGCAAUCAUGAUUCAAGCUGGAAACGACCCUGAGGAGAGUUCAGCGGCUCGGAUGUCCUGUGUACACUGUAUACAACGGUGACACAGCUGCACACACGUAGAUAACCGCCAUGGAUAUACAGAAGAAAUUCCUGUGCCCCCGACUGGUGGAUUAUCUCGCCAUCGUGGGGGCCAGGAUGCCCGCUGCCUCUCGUCAGCCCGUCCAGGUCCCGGAGUUGCUACGCAGAUAUCCGGUGGAGGAUCACAAAGAUUUUCCUCUGCCUCUGGAUAUGGUGUAUUUCUGCCAACCGGAAGGUUGCAGUAGCGUGGGACCGAAGCGCACGGCCUUACGAGAGGCGACGUCCUUCACCUUCACCCUCACUGACAAGGAUUCAGGAAAAACGCGUUAUGGGAUCUGCGUGAACUUUUACCGACCUACGGAGAGAGCGGGGGUCGUGGCUGCCGGUGGGAUUUCGCUCAAGAGGGAAAAGUACAACACCACGUUUCGCAGGGAAAGCUGGAGGAAGAGCAUGGAGAGAAGCACGGAUUCCGCUUUUUCUAGCGACUAUAGGAGCAGUGCGGUGGGUCCUAGUGACUCUGAGAAAGAUUGCUCGAGUAGCAGGAGGGACUCGGACACCCCGCAGGUACCCCACGCCCCGAGAUUGGAAUUCAUCGCGCCGAGCGGAGACAGCGAGAGCGGCGGCAGUCAUUCCCCUUCGCCACGAGCGUCUCGAAGACGUCAGAGGGUUCGCAAUCACUCCUUGACCUCGCUAUGCAUCAUUUCGCACCAUCCGUUCUUCACGAUGUUCCGGGAGUGUCUCUUCGUCCUGAAGAAGAUCAUCGACGCGUGCAACGAGAGCUUCUCGCCGCAGAAGGUGGGGGCUUCUCGGCAGACCAACAGAGAUACGGUAUGGAGCGUUCUGACGGGCCAGGCUCUGGGCGACACGCCGUCCAUCGUGCUUCACGAUGUUCGUGAGAUCGAGACGUGGAUACUGCGUUUGCUCAGUAGUCCCGUGCCCGUUCCGGCGAAGACGCGUGUCGAGGUUGAGAUAAUAUCAUCGAGUAUGCAACCCCCACUGUGCUUCGCCCUGCCGGACCACACCAGGUUUUCCUUGGUUGAUUUUCCUCUCCACCUGCCGUUGGAGCUCCUAGGCGUCGACAUAUGUCUGAAGGUCCUCACGCUGAUCCUCUUGGAGAACAAGAUCGUACUUCAGUCCCGGGAUUACAACGCUCUGUCCAUGUCGGUCAUGGCGUUCGUCACGAUGAUCUACCCGCUGGAGUACAUGUUUCCCGCGAUACCUUUGCUCCCCACGUGCAUGAGCUGCGCGGAACAGCUGCUGCUCGCCCCGACGCCCUUCGUGAUCGGAAUACCCGCGUCGUUCCUACUGUACAAGAAGAACUUCAAGAUGCCCGACGAUAUCUGGUUGGUGGACCUGGAUAGCAAUAAGAUAACGGCGCCGAGCUCUUUGUGCGAAGAGGGUUUGCCGCCGUUGCCGGAACCGGAGGGUACCAUCCUGAAGAAUCAUCUGAAGCAGGCAAUGCAACUGAUGGAUCAAGUUGGCUCUAGUGCGAUGGCCAGUAUGACGGGUCCUCCAUUAGCCCCGCAGGACAUAUCGCUGCAUCUCGCUCGUCUGUCCUUUCAGGUGCCGAGUAGAAGAGAAAGCACGGCCUCCCAUCAUUCUAGUUUAAGUGUUGCUUCGACGAAGCACAGGCCGAGCAUCGAUCAGUGCACGCACGUUCAGCACGCCCCAUUGAAUUCGCCUGGCAUGAGCUCGUCGUCGAGUCCGCCUCGUCGGCCGUCGAUGUCGCCGACGAUCAGUGGACCCGGACCGGCUGGGCCAUAUCCGCCGAAGGUGGCCGGGCAGGGGCAGGGUGGCCCGGCGCCCUUCAAUCCUUUCAUCUAUGGAAACGACGUGGAUUCGGUGGACAUCGCCACGCGAGUCGCCAUGGUGCGGUUCUUCAACUCGCAGAACCUGCUGGCCAACUUCACCGAGCACACGCGCACCCUACGGCUGUACCCUCGGCCGGUAGUGGCCUUCCAGAUCAACUCGUUCCUCCGGUCCCGACCCAGGAAGAGCAGCUUCCUCAAUAGAUUCGCGCGCACGCAGGCGGUCGAGUUCCUGGCCGAGUGGUCCCUCACACCGAGCAACGUAGCCUUCCUCCGGGUGCAGACCGGAGUGUUCGACCCCGCGCAGAUCGGCGACAAGCCGCGCUGGUACGCGACCAACCUCGAGCCGAUCUACUUUCCCGUCUGGGACUCCGGUAGCUCGCUGGCAAACGCCCUGAAGGCGAUGAGGGAGCACGAGACUCAGCCGACGGACGAGAGCGGUUCCGACUCCGAGGGCGCCGAGAGCACCAGCUCCUCCUACUCCUCCCUCAGCGACUUUGUCUCCGAGAUGGCAUCGUCCGAUCUGUCGCCAGGUUACAAUUGCCCGCAAGCGACCCAGCCUCAACCAAUGUCGCUCUCGGUGGAUCCGAAGAACGUCUACAAUCCACCGAGUUCCCUGCAAUAUCCGGGAGUGGAGGAGGGCUCACCGGUACGACCCGAGAGCCCGCCGAGCACUUCUUCUAGUCACAGUGACCUCAGUAGCCCGAGCUUUAACAGGGACUCCGAGCUAGAGUUAAAUCCGAAAAUUCAUGAGGGUUCGCAGUCAACUAACGAUAAAGAGGAGGGUGGUAGCUUUGAGUCAGACUCCGCGUCGACAAUAACACCGCGCACUAUCCUGAGCGCACAAAGUUCGGUAGGACAGUUCACAGGGAUAAGCAUGGGAUCUUUAGGCACUCAAUCUUCGCUCAACGACACUGAACGUCCUACCACACCUCACAGGACCUCGCGUAUCAGUAGAUAUGUCACUCCUGUACCACCCACGGGGCCGGGUCUACAACGCCAGCCGAGCGUCGGCAAUGUCCUGGCGAGGGCCUCCAGCUUCAGCACCGUCGGCGGGCCCCUCCUGCCGCGGCAAAUAAGCGCGGUUACCACCGCCGAUCAUCAUCAUCACGAGGUGCCGACGCAGCUUCAACGUCAAGCAUCGGCGGGGCCGACGAUCAUUCCGAAACAGAGCAACGACAGCCCGAUGCAACGGCAGAACAGCGGUGGCAGUACCACUACUACCGGAAAUGGUGUUCUUCGGCAGGGCUCGCAGGGCUCUUUAUUCGAGCAGAUCGCCAGUCAGGCGAAGGACCUGAUGCGCGAGACUACCAGACAGAGCAGCCAGGACGGGCUACUCGCACACAUGGACAAGCUGAAGCAUCAGGCGAAAGAAAAAAUUACAGAAGCAGGUGAAGACAGUCUAUUUGCACCACUGGAGCAAUUGACGCAACAGACGAGGAAAGCGAUGGGUGAGGCCACCAAGUCAGUGCAAGAGGUGUCGAAAACCGCGCUGGAGGCGAGUAAAACCGCGGCGGGCGUAAGCAAAAACACAUUAGACGAUCUGACGUACGUCGGCAAGAGCACGUUGGGAGACUUGACGAAAAGUGCCAAAGAAGCCGCCGCGAAGAAGGGAUUGCUCAAGAGCCUCGGAGAGUCGCAGUCACCAGUACAUAGUCCGCAAUCUCCCAAUAUGACGCAACAGCGGAAGGAUUCGAUGAGCAAUCAGCUGGUCGCGUCUGACACACGGGGUGGCGUCGGACGGGACUUUUUCAGCAAUAUUAGCAGCGAUCUGAACGGCUUCGCCGCGCAGACCAGCAGCAUGUUUAGCGAUUUAUUCGGUAGUAAAAAUAAUUCCAAUCGAGGCAGUAGCUUCUUCCCGCAGAAUCAGAAAUCGAAAGAGAAGACAAAUCCGAUUCUUGGACCAUUUCCGAAAGUUGCAGGAAAAACCGGAUUGGUGGAACGUUCCUCAUUAAUAAAACAUUCUACACACAAAGUUAAUCAAGAAGACGCGCAGAGGAUGCAAAAUGCGGAACGUUCCAGCACAAAUAGCGACAAUCAAGCCUUUUUAAAUGACGUGGUGACGCAAGUGUUGGCUGGCGAAGGCGUUGGUUGGCUCAAAUUGAACAGACUGAAGAAGUUGAUGGAAGACGAAAAUUAUCGGGAUUUGGUCGUGACGAAGCUGAAUAAGGGUCUUAAUAGGAAGAUUAGUCCAAACGAUCACAUUGACGAUGUGGCCAUAUCAAAGCCCGUGUAUAAGGGAAUGUUAAAGUGCCUUCAAGCAGUAACGCACGGUCUCGCACAUACGUAUAAUAAUUUUGGACUAGGCGGGAUGGCUUCUGUCUUCCAAUUGAUGGAAAUCGCUCACACGCAUUACUGGAGCAAGGAUCUAUCCGAAGGUAGCGGCUUCGACAGCUCCUUGAUGUCACAGGCGUCUAGCCCAUUCGGUAGCAGAGAAAACCUGAGAUCUCCGCAAUCCCCGAAUCAGCCCGACUUUAUGGAUGUCACGCAAAAAUCGGAAUUGCCGCAAGUGCAUUUGGAUGUGCCGCAGGCACCGCCGGCAGGAGAUACGGGCCAAUCGACAACGGACAUGUUUCUGGAUAUGUUUACGAAGAAAGGGAAAUUUUUAAGCAAGCUCACCUCGUUCGAUUCGGAGAGUGGGCGGGGUGGUGGAACGGGGAGCAGCGAAGCUUUGUCCACUGACGGAGGUAGCAUUAUCACUAAUCCUGCUUUUCGGCAAGCGCACCAAGCUUCCUUCCGAAGCACCGUGUCUGAUAGCGAGGUCGAGCAAGGCAAUUUUCCUCGGCAGGGCAAGCAGCGUUCCGGCAGCGUUUGGUCCAGCAAGUCGUCCCUGAGCACCGGAUUCCGGUAUCACGGCGGAAGUUUAAUACCUACCACAACGUUACCGAGCCCGGAAGCUGCGAGAACAUAUCUCUUCGAGGGUUUACUGGGGAAGGAGAGAUCGUCCCUGUGGGACGAAAUGCAGUUCUGGGAGGACGCCUUCUUGGACGCCGUCUCGCAGGAACGCGACAUGAUGGGUAUGGAUCAAGGGCCCGGAGAGAUGGUGGAGAGAUACAAGAGUUUAAGCGACAGCGAGAGACGACGGUUGGAACACGAGGAGGACAGACUGUUGUGCACUUUGCUGCACAAUCUCACCGCUAUCCUAGUGAUGCUGAACGUCGAGAAGAACGAACUGAAGCGGAAGGUACGCAGACUGCUAGGCAAGAGUCACAUCGGCCUCAUCUACAGCCAGGAACUGAAUCUACUCCUCGAACAAAUAAACAAUCUCCACGGAAACGACAUCGACCUGAAGCCCCUGACGUCCCGACAAAUGCACCGGCAGUCGUUCACCGUGCACUCGGGGGUCGACGCCGAGGGUGACCUGCGGUUUCUCGAAGUUCGGCAUGACGGCCUCGUGCUGAGAUCAGUGAACGGCGUGAUAGUCGAGCGCUGGUGGUACGAGCGCGUGGUCAACAUGACCUACAGUCCGAAGAACAAGGUUCUGUGCUUGUGGAGGAGGAGCGGCGGCGAUACCGAGUUACACAAGUAUUACACUAAGAAGUGUAAGGACGUGUACUACUGCAUUAAGGACGCGAUGGAGAAGGCGGCAGCUCGCGGGCGAGGCGGGAACAUGGGCUACGAGCUCGGUGGCGAGUUCCCGGUGCAGGAUAUGCGAACGGGCGAGGGCGGGCUUCUGCAGGUCUGCAUGGAGGGCGUCGGUCUCCUCUUCGCGAACAGCAAGGAUUUCGAGUUUUUUGUAAGACUCGAUCAUAUCCGCAAGUGCUUUACUCAAAAGGAUGGAAUCUUUGUUUUGGAAGAAUUCAAUCCUAAAACUAGACAAGUAAUUCAACGUAAAUAUAAGUCGCAAAUGGCAUCUGAUAUCUGUUACGCUGUCCUCUGCGUAUUUUCUUACGUGGCGGCUGGCACCGAGCAACGAAAACAGGGCCAGCAGCAGCCGCAGCCGCAAUCGCAAUCGCAACCGCAACAGCAACAGCAAUUGCAACAUACCCUGCAACCGCAUCAACAACGCCAGCACCAACAGCAGCAGCAGCAGCAACAGCUGCAAUUGCAACAACAACAGCAGCAACAGCAACAGCAACAGCAACAGCAGCAGCAAACCCGACAUCCCUAUCAACAACACAAACAAGAGCAAUCACAACCGAGUAAUGUAACACCGCAGAUGCACAAAAACACGCAAUUGGACCCCUAUCGUCAACGCUGACACAGGCAACGACACUCGCUUCCCUUCGUUAGCAUCCACAACAGGAAUAGUUGCGCCCCUUACACCUGCCUACCCUGGGUAUAAGUGUGCCGUGUCUCUCUUUUCCAGAGGGUAUUUUGUUUAAAGAUUCGUGAGACAUGAGCAAGAUAACAGUCUCGGUUUUUUGUUUGAUUUCUCUCUCUCUCUUCAGAUUCGCCAACGUUCUUCCCUCUUUCGGGAAUGAAAUUAUUGCGAAACGUUGUAAUAAAAUUAAAAAUGAAGAAAAAAGAAAUUCAUAUCUAUCGUUAGCUUAAUUCGUUAAUGUUGGACAUUUUUGGCGCGACUUUUUAUUACGUAUAGGCCUGCGUCGAUGUGAUAGCUGUGGUAUUCUUGUAUUCGUCCGUGCACGUGAGUAUUACGUUGCACGCGUCUCACCUAAAGCAAUUAAAUACAAUAACUACUCGUAAUUGGCGGUGUAAUUUUAUAUGAAUACGUCACGACACACGGGGAGAAAGAGAGAUUGUGAUCGUUCGCGAUUCGGAAGAGUAAAAGAUUUAUUUUAGUUCGUGUGUAAGUAGUCAGAGUAAAGAAGGUCGACGAACGCCAAAUUGCGAUAUCCUCACGCUGACUUUUGAUUGUCAUCUUUUACUCCCGUCGUCUUUUAGCACGCUCGAUCCUCUCUCGCAAUGAAACAAUGAAGCGUAGGUAGAUAAGCUCUCUACUCGUUCGCUGUCUCUCUUUUCUUUACUCGCCUGUAAUCGAGUCUAAUCGGUGAUUUUUGUUUAUUUCGUUAUACAGCGUGUACCUAAGGUGUUAACAAAAAACUGUCGUGUGUAGGGUGUAUAGAAAAAAAUGUAGUGGUCUCGAUGUCUCGAGUAAAUACACAAUGGUGAAUCACUAUUUUGUACGGUUUCAAAUACAGGAAAAGAAAGAUCUCUCGAUAGCUCGUAGAGCGCUCGUUUAGGAUACAUGUAAUGUCCCUCCUAAAAAAUUAGAUAUUCUAUGUAUAACGUAACUGUAUAAUAUCAAGGAAAACACCUAAGACAACAUCUUUGAAAAUUUGCAUUCCUCUACGUUUUCUAACGACUCGAGAUUUAGUUUAGACGCGUAAAUUUAGUUGGGCACGGAGACGGCGGAAACGAGAUCGCGGUUUUAAACCAGAUAAUAAGAAUUGGCACUAAGUGCGAAGCAGUGUCUCUCGGAAAUUGUACUUUGGUUGUAAUUCUCCCUUGCCGCAAGUAUUCCUCGAUAUUCCGUCACGUUAAAUACGCGUCGCGUAAAGUAGAUGAACAACAAUGACCAGUUUAGGAAGGAAAGGGUUGUAAACUUUAGUGUCGCGAACUCAGCGCGAAGUAAACGUAGCGUACGUGUCUCUACACGAGAAGAAACGAUAUAUUUUCUUGCAACGUAGAAGAGGCGAUUAUAGAUAUUUGUAAAAAGGGAUAUAGGAUUUGUAAAUAUAACAAUCGGCGGUGUAGACAAGCGGCACGAGAGAGCAAAGGCAUGAACAACCCUUUUUAUUUCUCUCUUUAAUACGAUUAUAUACAUAUUAGAGCUCGUUCGUUGAGUUAGAGAGAGGUGCGUUUUUUAAGAGUGAGAGCAAGAGGGACGACACGUUCUCUUCUAAACAUCUAAAAAAAAAA
Messenger RNA from Temnothorax curvispinosus, 7859 nucleotides. RefSeq names its product MAP kinase-activating death domain protein (gene Rab3-GEF). Gene Ontology annotation, biological process: regulation of Rab protein signal transduction; regulation of apoptotic process. NCBI's taxonomy places the organism in Eukaryota, Metazoa, Arthropoda, Insecta, Hymenoptera, Formicidae. The transcript has 33 exons. Gene Ontology annotation, molecular function: guanyl-nucleotide exchange factor activity. Gene Ontology annotation, cellular component: cytosol. The coding region runs from base 280 to 6237 and encodes 1985 amino acids. The record is from RefSeq and is a predicted model, not a curated record.